UGAACAGGGAAAGAAGGCUUAGACGCACACUCGAAAGGAGCGCGUUCAGAGCACUGGGAAGACUCUGUUCAGUGCUGCUUCUGGUCCUUCUGGCCUGAUGCAGACGGCACAGCAGCAACAGCAACCGUUGGCGGUGGCGGGCGCGGUCGACUCCCCUCCAGACCCACCAUCGUCGCAUGGCUCUGCCGCAGGGGCGAGUCGGGCCCCCUUCUCCCCUUCGACGCUCCAGGGCCGGGAUAUCACAUACUUGAUGCCGCCGAGUCCAGCGGCCGGGGGGCGGAACGGGUUGGACUAUCGUCCUAGCAUCAAGAGGGCGCAGGGGCAGGUUCCUGCGUGUCUGGUGAACGCCUCGGUGACGUACUGCGGCGACGAUCAGAUCUACGCUUUUGGCGGCUUUGAUCAGUAUACGGAUGAAGUGUACAACCAUGUUCUUCGGUUAGAUCUGAAAUCGCUCCGUUGGGAGCUGGUGGACAAUUUCGGGGCGAUUCCCGGUGUUCGCAUGGGUCAUACGGCGACGUUCUACGAAGGGAAUAAAUUGAUUGUUUUUGGCGGGGAAAAUGAACACCGGGAGAACUUGUCGGAUGUCGUGAUUCUCGAUAUCAAAACCUCCACAUGGACCCAGCCCGAGGUUCGAGGACCGGUGCCGCAGAAGAGGGCACGCCAUGCAGCUGUGAUCUACCAGGAUAAACUUUUUAUCAUCGGCGGAGUGACUGGCGAAAACAACGUUAUUCUAGACGACCUCUCGUAUCUAGACCUGAAAACAUGGACCUGGUCCAGAACAUGGAGCUUCGCGGCACGGUACGACCACACAGCAUGGGUUUGGAGAGACCGUCUCUGGAUCUUUGGCGGACUCGGCCCCGACAUGGAACGGACCACAGAUCUCUGGUGGUUAGAUCUCAAGGGCUCCCCGUCUCUAGGAAUCAACUCGUCUCAAGGUACCGUGGAUUCCCCCUCGCCGCGCAAUCGGAUGACUUAUAGGCUAGGCGCUGCGGCCAGUCCAUCACAGCAGAGCCCCAGUCGAUCGGGUGGCUACACGGCAAAUUCGGCGAGUGUACAGGUCCGCACGUUCUCUCGACGCCGACCGACGGCGCCUGGUGCCAUCUCCUGUGUGAGCUUUCAGUCCGGACCUCAGAUGCCGACAUUGCUAUCGGGUACUCGCUUCCAAGCCUACGCGUCGGGCGCUCUCCUGGAUCUCAUCACCCCAUCAGAGACGGCACGGCCGUACCAGUGUAAUCUUUCCUCCCUGGACCUUGAUACCCUCCGCUGGCAGAGGUUAGCGGAUGGCCCGGAGAUUUUCAGUCUUGGGUAUCGAUGGCACUACUGCACCAUCAAUACAAGUGGUACGAAAGCGUGGUUGCUAGGAUGCAAUCUUAAUGCUGCUGGUAAUACCCCGGGUUUCAGUGAUGAGAACCACAUGAGCGAGAUUCUGUGUAUCGAUCUGGAGAAAUACGGACUCCUGGGCAAUGAACUGUCAGCGACUGUGCUGGACCAGUCCAGCAGUCAGGCCACUAAUCAACCAGGCUCGCCCCUGGUGUCCGGUCUAGGUGCAGACUUAUUGGCGGUCUUUGACCAGCCUCCGGAAUCCGGUAGCGGUACAGAUUUUAUCAUCACCGCUGACCCGAUCGACCCUGAUGAUCUAGAUUCUACGGAAGAUGGUUCUUCAACCCCGCGAUCUCAGCCCGAAUUCCUCUCCCCCAACGCAGUGACCUCGCCGCCCAUCCACGUUCAUCGAAUCAUUCUGCAGCUGAGAUGGCCGCACUUCAAGCGGCUUUAUUCGGCGCAGAUGGCCGAGUACCACGCGAAGCGGAUGCAUAUUCCGGAACCCUACUCGGUCGUCCGCGCGUUUCUCUACUACUUGUACACCGAUAGCAUUUCCGGCCACCCUGAAUACUGUUCCGCCACCACCGACGUGGCGGGCAUGCUCGUUAUGGCCAACCUCUACGACAUGCCUCGGUUACGUCUGCUGUGUGUUCACCGGCUAAGCCGCGAACUCGACGUGGAAAACGCUGCCAUCAUCUGGGAACGAGCGUCGCGGACCAAUGAAGAAUGGCUGAUGCGCCGCGCUGCGCAGUUCUGCCUCGCACACUGGGGGCGCAUCGUGCGGACUGACGGCUUCAAGUCCCUUGCUCGUCAAAGCCUGAUCGAGCUGUGUGAGGUAGUCGACACAGAUGGGCGUAUCGUCGCCGGCCCCGAGCUAGAGAUUAUGGCCGCGUUGGGCUCGGAUGGGCUAGGCCUACAUGCCGGUUCUAAACGGUCCCGUCUGGCUCUUGCGGGGAUUGUCGGCGAUGACCUUGAUGAAGUGGAUGACGAGGAGAUCGAAGGAAUGGACGUUUCAUGAGAUGUCGUAUAUCAUCAUUGCAUUUUACGGUGUUCCUCCCCUCUUAUAUCUGUAUCGACGGAGGGUUACUGAACAUAUCCCCUCGGCGGUGGUAGUGCUUACAGCAAAUAUCUUCGCAUCGUGACAGAGUAUACCUUGUAUAAAUGGUCUCCAAAUGUUGUAUUGUUCAAUGAUAUCGGCGGGCGGCCCGCAUACCCGACGACUUUUCCCCCCUCACCCCCACACUCAGUGAUCCAGGGUCCUGGAGCCUCUCCACCAGAUGGAGUCGCUAAGACGGGUAAUUGUGGUUUGGGAAGAAAUAGCAUGAUGCAAUGGGUCUGGUGCUACUCGGAAAAUACGGUCCUCAGCCAGUUGCAAACUGUCGCUCGUUGAUUAUUAUGGCUGAUGGGGUGACUUGCAGCUCACCCCUCAUCGCCAUGAUAUUUAUUUAGUUGCCCAUGUAGCACCACCCUAGAGCCCCUCAGUUCAUUUCCCU
Messenger RNA from Penicilliopsis zonata CBS 506.65, 2813 nucleotides. RefSeq lists its product as hypothetical. Lineage: Eukaryota; Fungi; Ascomycota; Eurotiomycetes; Eurotiales; Aspergillaceae. Gene Ontology annotation, molecular function: protein binding. The record is from RefSeq and is a predicted model, not a curated record. The transcript has 3 exons. Bases 98 to 2338 code for a protein of 746 amino acids.